This is a messenger RNA of Uranotaenia lowii, 2757 nucleotides long. Its product is annotated as transmembrane protein 68-like. Gene Ontology annotation, molecular function: acyltransferase activity. The record is from RefSeq and is a predicted model, not a curated record. The transcript is spliced from 5 exons. Gene Ontology annotation, cellular component: membrane. Lineage: Eukaryota; Metazoa; Arthropoda; Insecta; Diptera; Culicidae. Bases 1659 to 2648 code for a protein of 329 amino acids.
UACUGUCUUAGGCUGAAACUAUUUAAAUUUUUAAAUAACGUAUUUAUAAAAUGAAACAACUAAACCAAAUCCAAUAGUUAUAGUUUAAAGUAACAACGAGAAAAUCGUUCUUUUAUAUAGACCAACGAGAAUCGCAUAAAGUUUAAUAUGAAGAUAUGAUAAAAAAUAUUGAUUAUUGGCAAAAAUUAAAUGUUCAGAAAAUGGACGAAAAGAUUGAUUCACAUAGGGGCCGUUCAGAUACCACAUGGACAGAAAAAUGAGAUGUUUGACCCCCUCCUCCCCCUCCGUGGACAUUUGGCAAACCCCUGCCUCCCUCCCCGUAUAUCCACGUGGACAGAUUUGAAAUUGUUUUUUUUAAUCUAAUUUGUUAUAAUUAUAAUUAUUAUUAAUUUCAAAAUUAUCAUAUUUAUAACUUGCUUUCAAGUGGCUACUAGUUGCUUAAACUUAAACUGGAAAGCUUUGCAAUUUUAAGAUUUUGAUUAAAACAUCUUAAUAUUUAUUCACCUUAAGAAAAUGUUUUGAAAGUAAGUAUGUCCACGUGGACACUACUCAAACCUCUACCCCCCUCUCCGUGGACAUUUUCAUACCCCCUCUUCCCCCCUAAGUUGUCCAGGUGGUAUCUGAACGGCCCCAUGUUAGUUUUCUCUGACCGACUGACUUUUUUAAAAUGGAAUUAUCAGAUAGAAUUGACUCUCCUACCAGGCUAAUUUAUUUAAAUUUACUUUAAAACAAACUCCAAUUUUUCAAAGGAGUGUUUUUUUUUCAAAAUCAUUUGGAUUUAUGAAAACUUAACUCGAACAAUGUAAAGUUGUCUAUAAUUUAUCGUUCACCCAGAAUGUUGCUCACGCUACAUCGUACUACCCCAGAUGGCAGCAGCGCAGCUUCGAAAGAGCGGAUAGAGGGCCUUCAGCAGACCUUCUGUGUUGAGUUGAGAUUGUUGUUUUGAAAAAGAAAAUCAUUGGAAAGACGACGUCUUGUUGUUUGCCUCUAGCGAGUUGUGUUUUUUUUGUGUUCUGCAGCUGAUGUGUUGAGGCUUGACUGUUGUUGUCGUCCAAUCAAAAGCGUCAAUUUCGUGUUUGCCCGAAUUCGAGGUCAUGUUUGAAGAAUCGACAAGCUAGCCAGACUACGCGAAUCUUUUCUCAAUCCAAAAUUUGCAAACAAGGGCGCCACAAUCAACAAGAGAAAGUGCAAUACAUUCUUGUUGUGGGUACCUUCCGAUGUGGUGCUUUGUUGAGGCGUACAGCGCAUCACAUCAAUCAACGAUCUGCAGUGGAGCUCUCCUCAACAUACAACAACAACAACAAACUGGCACAAUGGAUUACGCGAAGGGAACGAUGGCAUACAUCUGAGGCGUUUUGUCUGUGGAAUGUAUCGAUUCCAUAUCGACAGAACUCUGACAAGACAGCGCUUACGUCACAAAAGAAAUAGUAUAGGUACUUGAAAUGAUAAUUUUAUCAGUCUGCAACUAGAAGCAUCACCUGGACGAAAGGGGGGAACCAUAGGGGAAUGUAUUAAACAUUGGAACCUCUCCUGAAAAAUUUCACCUAACCGAACUGAACCGCAAGGCUAAGGAGAGAUAGUAGCGAGCACUGCGAGAUAGUAGUGCUGCUCACAGCAAAUCCGCAAAAUCAGUACAUCACGCGACACAUUGCGCGACCAUGGGAACUGUGCCGGAGGAACUGAUAACCCUCAACAAUGAAACCAUCAAGUACUCGACGAUUUUCAGCUACAUAGACCAGUACAUCGAUUUGAAUUACUCCAUAUGGCUGUACCGGCUGCUGACCCCACUUAUGUUGACCUUUUUGCUCCCGUCGCUCUUCGUGUUACUCAUUUACCUUUCCAUAUCGUUUUUGUACGUAUACAAACUGCACAGUCGCUUUAUACUGCAAGUCUACAACGAUGGCGAUUUCGACUUUUGGGACGUCGCCCGCACCCUGGUGGCCCUCGUUUGGGACUCGCACGGGUGGAUCUUUCAUGGGUACGAAGUAUGCGGCCUUGAGAAUCUCCCGGUGGAAGGUCCGGCCCUUAUCAUCUACUAUCACGGGGCGAUUCCGAUCGAUAUGUACUAUCUGGUGGCCCGAGUAUACCUGAAACGAUCCCGUCUGGUCUACACCGUGGGAGAUCGCUUCCUGGAAAAGCUACCCGGCUGGAGUUUUCUGGCUCGGGUCAUGAAAAUCAGCCCCGGCACGGUACAAUCCUGUUCCAGCGUACUAAAAGAGGGCAACCUGCUAUCGAUUUCCCCGGGUGGCGUUUACGAGGCCCAGUUCGGCGAUAGCAACUACGAACUGCUCUGGAGAAAUCGGGUCGGCUUUGCAAAAGUUGCGAUCGAAUCGAGAGCCCCCAUCAUUCCAAUGUUCACCGAGAACCUGCGGGAGGGUUUCCGUUCGUUCGGCUUUGCCAAGGGCCUGUUUGUACGGUUGUACAACGCGGUACGCUUCCCGGUGCGACCGGUUUACGGUGGGUUUCCGGUCAAAUUUCGGUCCCACUUGGGGAAACCGAUACCAUACGACCCCUCCCUGACCCCAGAACAACUGCAGGAGAAGGUCGCCUACGCCAUCGAGGAUCUGAUCAACCGGAACCAAAGGAUACCGGGUAGCAUUAUGCAUGGCCUGUUGGAUCGUUUUAUUGCCAAGCGGAAAAACGAUUGAGGAAGAGAUGAAUUGUGAAUAUGUGUCUUGCGCGCAUGUGUAUGAUCGAAUCAUAUGAGUAGGUAUCUGUAUAAGCUGUACUUAUUAAACUAUUAAGUUGUAAAAUAUA